AUGACCAGCCGUUACCACGGAGAUCGUGAUUGCUCUUGGCGUGAGGAUGAAAGGAGAAGGGCCCCAGGGACACAGAGGGGCAGUAAGAAGGUGGAGUCGGAGGUCGGGGCUAGCACUGCCAAAAAGGAUUCCAAGAGGAAGAGAGAGUCGUCAGUCAGUGACGAUGUGGAGGUGAAGUCUCCACCUCCAUCAACUCCUGAAGAUGAUGAUGAUGAUGGUAUACAGAAGCGUCGUUCCAGCCGUCAGGUGAAGAGGAAGAGGUACACCGAGGAUCUGGAGUUUAGAAUUUCAGAGGAUGAUGACAGUGGAGAUGACUCGCCAGCACCAAAAUCCCCAUCUUCAUCAUCCCAACAACAGGAUGUGGCCGAAGCUGAGGGGCCAAUUGUGGAGAAGAUCAUGGGCUUACGUACCUCCAAAAAACAGCUGGAGUUGGGGGAGGAAGUGGAGGUGGAGGAGUUCUAUGUCAAGUUCAAGGGCUUUUCGUACCUCCACUGUCGCUGGGCAGACCUGGAGGAGCUUGAGAAGGACAAGAGAAUACACCAGAAAAUCAAGAGGUUUAAGGCCAAGCAACAGCUCAACAACUUUAUAACUGAGAUGGAUGAUGAGCCUUUUAACCCGGACUAUGUGGAGGUGGACCGUGUCCUGGACAUUUCAGAGAGCACAGAUGAAAAUGGAGAGACGGUGACUUUAUAUUUGGUGAAAUGGUGCAGUCUGCCUUACGAAGACUCCACCUGGGAGCUGAAGGCGGACAUCGACCAGUCCAAGAUAGAGGAAUAUGAACGCAUCGCAGACCGCACACUCAACACUAAGCGAGUGGAGCGGCCUCCUGCAGCCGACUGGAAAAAGCUGGAGGGCUCCAGAGAGUACAGGAAUGGCAAUACACUCAGGGAAUACCAGUUAGAAGGCCUCAACUGGCUUACUUUCAACUGGUACAACUCACGUAACUGUAUCUUGGCUGAUGAGAUGGGUCUAGGGAAGACCAUCCAGUCCAUUACGUUCCUCUAUGAGAUUUACAUGAAGGGCAUUGAGGGGCCCUUUUUGGUCAUCGCCCCACUCUCCACCAUCCCCAACUGGGAGCGAGAAUUUAGGACCUGGACCGAGCUCAACGCAGUGGUCUACCAUGGCAGCCAGGCCAGCCGCAAGACCAUCCAGGCCUACGAGAUGUACUAUAGAGAUGCACAGGGUAAGAUAAUAAAGGGAGUGUAUCGGUUUCAUGCGGUGAUAACAACCUUUGAGAUGAUUCUGGCUGACUGUCCGGAGCUUCGCAGCAUUCCAUGGCGUUGUGUGGUGAUAGAUGAAGCCCACCGUCUCAAGAACCGAAAUUGCAAACUACUGGAAGGACUCAAAAUGAUGGACAUGGAGCACAAAGUUCUGUUAACAGGAACUCCCCUCCAGAACACUGUGGAGGAGCUCUUCAGCUUACUCAACUUCCUGGAGCCUGAGAGAUUCCCAUCUGAACAGAUAUUUAUGACUGAAUUUGGGGACCUUAAGACUGAAGAGCAGGUUCAGAAAUUGCAAGGCAUCUUGAAGCCCAUGAUGUUGAGAAGACUGAAGGAGGAUGUGGAGAAGAACCUAGCUCCUAAGGAGGAGACCAUCAUUGAGGUUGAGCUGACCAACAUCCAGAAGAAAUACUACCGGGCCAUUCUGGAGAAGAACUUCUCCUUCCUGUCUAAAGGAGGUGCAGGAGGAGGAGGAGGUGGUGGUGGAGGAGCCAGCGUCCCCAACCUCCUCAACACCAUGAUGGAGCUGAGGAAAUGCUGCAACCACCCCUACCUAAUUAAUGGAGCGGAAGAGAAGAUCCUCGAGGAGUUCAGGGACUCCCACGGAGGCAGGGCGGAUAUGCCAGACAUGGCCCUCCAGGCCAUGAUCCAGGCUGCCGGCAAGCUGGUGCUCAUUGACAAGCUGCUGCCAAAACUGAAGGCCGGUGGACACAGAGUCCUGGUAUUCAGUCAGAUGGUCCGCUGUCUGGACAUCCUGGAGGACUACCUCAUCCAGAAACGUUAUCCCUAUGAGCGUAUAGACGGCAGAGUUCGUGGCAACCUAAGGCAGGCAGCCAUCGACCGGUUCUCCAGACCAGACUCAGACCGUUUUGUCUUCCUGCUGUGUACAAGAGCUGGAGGACUAGGCAUCAACCUGACUGCAGCAGAUACCUGCAUCAUCUUUGACUCCGACUGGAACCCUCAGAACGACCUGCAGGCCCAGGCCAGGUGUCACCGUAUCGGUCAGUCAAAGGCGGUCAAGAUCUACCGUCUGAUCACCAGGAACAGCUAUGAGAGGGAGAUGUUCGACAAGGCCAGUCUGAAGCUGGGGCUCGACAAGGCUGUGCUACAGAGCAUGAGUGGACGGGAAAAUGCCAACAGUGGGGUCCAGCAGUUGUCGAAGAAGGAGAUCGAGGACCUGCUGAGAAAGGGAGCGUACGGAGCUCUAAUGGACGAGGAAGACGAAGGCUCAAAAUUCUGUGAGGAGGACAUCGACCAGAUUCUGCAGAGACGAACCCAUACCAUCACAAUAGAGUCUGAAGGAAAGGGCUCUACAUUUGCUAAGGCCAGUUUUGUUGCAACAGGUAACCGAACAGACAUUUCUCUUGAGGAUCCAGACUUCUGGCAGAAAUGGGCCAAGAAGGCUGAGUUGGACCUGGAUGCCAUCAAUGGACGGAACACACUGGUGAUUGACACACCAAGGGUGAGGAAGCAGACACGGCACUACAGCAGCGUCAAAGAGGACGAGAUGCUGGAGUUCUCAGAGCUGGAGAGCGAUGAGGACGAACCGAGCAAACCCUCAUCCAAACCACGACGACCCCAAGAUAAAACCCAGGGCUACCCCCGAUCUGAGUGCUUCAGAGUGGAGAAGAACCUGCUUGUCUAUGGUUGGGGUAGAUGGAGUGACAUCCUGGCUCACGGUCGCUUCAAGCGCCCCCUGAAGGAGGCCGAUGUGGAAACCAUCUGCAGAGCCCUGCUGGCCUACUGCCUGCUGCAUUACCGUGGGGACGAGAACAUCAAAAGUUUCAUCUGGGACCUGAUCACCCCAAGUGAAGACGGGACCACCAAGACACUGACUAACCACUCUGGUCUCUCUACACCAGUCCCUCGGGGUAGGAAAGGCAAGAAAGGGAAGCCCCCGGCGCCACCUCCACAGACUCCACGAGCUGAUUGGCUGGCCAACUGCAAUCCCGACCACUUGCUGCAAGAAGAUAGUUACAAGAGACACCUGAAACAUCACUGUAACAAGGUGUUGCUGAGGGUGAGGAUGCUGUAUUAUCUAAGACAGGAAGUCGUAGGAGAACAGGCCGAGCGCAUCCUGGAAGGAGCCGACUCCAGUGAGCUGGAUAUCUGGAUACCACAGCCGUUCCACGCUGAGGUCCCAGCUGACUGGUGGGACAGUGAGGCCGACAAAUCCCUGCUCAUUGGUGUCUUCAAACACGGAUAUGAGAAGUACAACUCAAUGCGAGCCGACCCUGCCCUGUGUUUCUUGGAGAGGGUAGGCAUGCCGGACGCCAAGGCUAUCGCCGCUGAGCAGAGGGGCUCUGACAUGAUGGCAGAUGGUGUUGAGGGUGAGGAUGAGGAUCCAGAGUACAAGCCACUGCGAAUGCCUUUUAAAGAUGACUUGGACGACUUCACCAACUCUCCACUGGAUGACAAAGAUGAUACCGUGGAGGGUGAGACUGAAGCUAAAUCAGGUGAAAACGGUCAAAGUGCGGCUACAGUGGGUGGAGCUUCAGGCUCCAAUGAGCGACUUUAUUGGCCAGCAGCCUCAGCUCUGACAGCUCGUCUGCGUCGCCUCAUCACAGCCUACCAGCGUUCCAACCGGAGAGAACAACUCCGCCAAGAGGCCCUCAACCGGCCUGAUGGUCGCCGCCGACGACGCAGGGAAUUCCUGCCUUCCAUCUCCAUGGUUACAGAGACAGGAGGAGGGGCAACUUACAUCCAAGAUGGAGCGGCAGUGUUCAUGACAGAAGGAAGCCCGUAUCUGACAAAAGGAAGUGCUUACUUUGCCAAAGGUGGACAGUUUAUGCCAGAGGCUUCAUCAGUAAUGACCGCCAGUUCCUUGAUAGCUGACGGAGCCAUGUAUUACAAGGAGAGACGACAAAGAUGGACUCGUCGUGAGGAGGCUGAUUUCUAUCGCGUUGUGUCCACCUUCGGUGUCGUCUUUGACACCCAGCGUCAGAAAUUUGAUUGGACACAGUUCAGGGCCUUUGCCCGACUCGACAAGAAAACAGAUGAGAGCCUGGAGAAAUAUUACUACUCAUUUAUUGCCAUGUGUAAGCGGGUCUGCAGAAUGCAGGUUAAGACUGAAACAGAACUCCCAGACCCAACCCUGAUCAUCGACCCUAUCACCGAGGAGCGUGCCUCUCGCACCCUGUACCGUAUCGAGCUGCUCCGCCGAAUCAGAGAGCAGGUCCUCCCCCACCCCUUGCUCUCUGAGCGCCUCAAGCUCUGCCAGCCCUCUCCAGACCUCCCAGAGUGGUGGGAGUGUGGCCGCCAUGACCGGGACCUCCUUCUGGGGGCCUCUAAGCACGGCGUGAGCCGGACAGAUUAUCACAUCCUAAAUGACUCUUCGUUGGACUUUCUGGAGGCCCACCAGCGUUUUACCAGCCAGCGUGGGGCCAGCAUUAGCAUGGGAACCCAGGGAGAGAUGACCAAAGCUGGAAUGGGAGCAGCAGAAAGCACCCAAGCACCUCUCCUCUCUCCUGCAGACCUGGCAAGCGCUGCAGCUGCUGCCAAAAGUGCUGUUAAUGCAGCUAAAGAGGUAAAGACUGAGGAAGGGAAAACAGAGAUGGAGGUGAAAAAGGAUAUAGAGGGAGGAGAUGCCACUGACAUUCCAUGUACAAAGACCGAAACUCCUGAUGAACAGAAGAAAAAUGAGGGAGAGGUUGCAAAAGGGAAAGAUGAGACUGCUGCUUCACCAAGAAAGGAUGUCAAGAAAGAGGAGGAAGAGGCCCAGCCAAAAGUGGAAAAAGAGGAGUGGGAAGAGCUGAAAGAGGAGAAGAGUGGAGAAGAAGAAAAGACUACCAAGCCGGCAGAUGAGGAAGAUGACUUGACAGAGGAGAAGAACAGUUUGAGUCUUGUUGACUCUCCAAGGGAACAGAAGGAAAUGACCAUUGACCCCUCAGAACAUCCUGAAUCCUCUCCGAAGGCACAACCAGGCCACAAGACUGUGGGGGAGGAAGACGGAGAGGAAAGGGAGAGCCCUGAGUCUCCUAAAUCUCCAAAGUCAGCUGACACAGAGAAGAGCCCAGAGUACGAAGAGGAGGAGAGGAUGGACGAAGAUGACAAGUCAGAGAAAUCCUCUCAGGCUGAAGCAAGUGCUGCUUCAGAGCAGAAGAACUUUGAUGAGGACAGCAUUGCGUCUCUGAGCACGUCGGCCCGUGACGAAACCAGAGAUGGGUUCUGCCCCGACGACCUUCCAGAAACUUCUGCACUGCAGGCCCUACAGGACCGUGCCUAUUCCUUCUCAUUCUGGCCUAAGGAUCGGGUGAUGAUUAACAGGAUGGAUAACGUCUGCGAGGCUAUCCUGAAGGGCAAGUGGCCUGUCAACAGACGGCACAUCUUUGACAUCCCCAGCAACCUGUUGCCAGGGCAUGGCUCCGCAGUGACCACAGCAGCUGUAGCCACGGCAACCGACAGCCCACUGCAGAGGAGGAGCCUGGCCGAGCUAACAAUGGCGGGCAUCCAUACGCCUUACAGUGGAAGUGAAGAUAAAACACUAUCACCACAGGUUCAUGAGGGUGCUCUAAGCCUGACAGUGCCUCGGAGGAGGAGGAGGAGGAGAAAGAUCGAGAUAGAAGCUGAGAGGGCGGCCAAGAGACGUAACCUGAUGGAGAUGGUGGCUCAGCUGAGAGAGAGCCACGCUGCCGCCGAGUCCCAGAGCCAGGCUAUAGACCUCACCAAGGGUAUACAUCAUCACCACAAGGCCUCACCCUCAUUGGCCGGAUUCCCCAGUGCCCUGGUGACAAGCCCCUCCCUCAAGGCCCAGAUGGAUUUGCUGCAGCAAGCCCCGCCCUCUGGACACAGAGCCAAUGGUUCACUGGAUGCUGACCUACCCAUCAUGAGGAGGAGGCGAGGCCGCAGGAAAAAUGUGGAGGGCCUGGAGCUGCUGUUCAUGGGCAACAAGAGAGCAGGAGGGGAUGAUGACGACAGGACAAAGGUUUCAGGUGUGGAGGGGGUUCAGGAUGCUGCCCGUGCCCACAGAUCCCUCACCAUCCCCGAGCAGAGCCCUAGUGCCAGAUCUCUUGCCUCUGGCAGUCUGGAGGAGGAAGAGGCAGCAGUGUCAAACAAAGAGCUGGGAGAGUGGCUGAGGCAACACCCGACAUACACCAUGGACAUGGCUGGAUUCACACCAAAGAGUGAGGAGUUGCUGCUGUCUCAGUUCUCUAAACCCAAACAGAAGCGCCAUCGCUGUCGAAACCCCAACAAGAUUGACAUCAACACCCUGACUGGAGAUGAGCGAGUGCCUGUGGUCAACAGACGCAAUGGACGCAAGAUGGGUGGGGCCAUGGCUCCACCAAUGAAGGAGCUUCCCAGAUGGCUAUUAGAAAACCCAGAGUUUUCUAUUGCCCCUGAUUGGACAGACAUCGUUAAACAGUCGGGUUUCCUCCCCGAAGCCAUGUUUGAUCGUCUUCUGACCGGCCCUGUAGUCAGGGAAGAGGGUGUCCGUCGUCGGGGGAGACGACCCAAAUCUGAAAUUGCCAAGGCAGCAGCCGCUGCCCAGGCAGCAGCAGCAGCUCAGGCUGCCCAGGCAACACUGGCCACUGCUGCUUCAUCUGCAGGAGGCAUCAACCCUCUGCUGUUGAACAGUCUGUUUGGAGGGAUGGACCUGUCUUCUCUCCAGAGCCUCCAGUCCCUCCAGUUGGCUGCUGGUCUGAUGGCCUUCCCUCCCCCCACCGACCCCAAGCAGGCUGCUGCCAGUGCUGCCGCCGCCUCCAUGUUGCCCCUCAUGCUGCCCGGCAUGGGAGGCCUGCCCAACAUGGCAGCCGCCCUCCCAAACAUGUUCAGCCUAGGUGGGCUUUUUGGUAGUAACCUGGCCACAGCUGCUGCUUCCAACUCCACUGUCGCCACUGCAUCAGGGAACACAAACGGAACAAUGGAGGGAGAGGGAGGAGAGACUGACCAAACAGUGAUGACAAAGAGGAAGAGAGAGGGAGAGGAAAAAGAGAGAGAAAAAGGUGAGAUGGGAGUGGAAGAGGUAGAGGAGGAGGCUGAGGGAAAUGAAGGAGUGAAGAAGGCAAAGAGGAAGAUUGAGAAAGACGGUGAGGAGCAGGUGGAAAAAAUAGAGAAAUCAGUUAAUGAUGUCACUGCAGCUCCACAGAUCCCAGCUGUUGAUUCGCCAGCAGAGGCAUCCAUCAACGGUGAUGCCGCUGCCCUGCUGGCUGCAGCUGGCAUGUCAGCCAAUUCCCUUGCAUUCAACCCCUUCCUCCUCUCUACCAUGGCCCCUGGCCUCCUCUACCCCUCCAUGUUCCUACCUCCAGGCCUCGGGGGGCUAAACCUGCCCGGCUUCCCCACCGCCUCCACCCUGGCUGAGCUCCAGAGCGCCAUGGCCGGAGCGCUGGGGGGCAACGCUGUGUCCACAAACCCCCCAGUAAACGAGGAGGCAGAGAAGAAGGGGCUGAAAGCUACAGGAGAAGAGCAAGAGGAGGAAGAGGAGGAGGAGGAGGAGGAGGAGGAGAAAGGAGGAGAGAGUGACUUGGCUGAGGAGAAGGAGGGGGCAGUGGAGGAGGAGACAAGAGGUGAGGCUGACGAUGCAGUUCUGGAGGAUGGAGGGAUGGGAGGAGAGGAAGAGGAGGCAGCACCGUCUCCACAGAAGGACAAGAGUGACUGAAAUAAAACACAAAACUGACUGGCCCGGGACAUUUCCUCAACUCUCACCUCCCCCUCCCCUUCGCCACGUUUACACGCCUCCACCAGAAAUAUCCAAACUAUUAUGAAUCCUGUUUGUUUUUUGUUUUUUUUCUUCUUUACCUUGUUGUUGAUGAUUUCUCUUUGUUGUUUAUUUUUUGGCCAGGUAUAUUUACUAUGCGUCAGAGAGGAUGAGGUGUGUGUGUUAAGUUCAAUCUCUCCGAUUGAUAGUGUAGUCAGGGAAAGUCCUCACAGCCACUCGCUCAGAGCUUGGCUCCUCUUCAAAGACUCUUUCUUUCUUUCUAUCUGGUUUCUAUCUAUUUUUCUCUUCCACAAUCCCUCAAACAGGAUUUCACAAGGUUCCAAUAGUACUAUUGUUGUUGUUAUUAUUAAUAUUAUUAUUAUUAUUAUUGCUGCUUUCAGCUCAGAUCUUUUUUUUUUUUUUUAAUUUUUGCUUUCGUCGUCUGGACUGUUUUGUUGUUGUUGGUUGUUGGCAGCAUCUCAUCAAAAAGAGAAGAAACACCUGCUGCUGGCAAUUUUUCUAACAUCAGUUCUCAAAAAACAGCAUUACAGCUAAACCGGCUGUCUGUCUGACAAAGCUGCUGCAAAAGGAAUCGUGGAUAAUGGAGUUGAGCUGUUCUGUUUCAGAGCAGAUUUUUUAGUUCUCACAUAUCAGACCAGGUAGACUCUGAGGAGGAAAAAGAAACUAGACUGGCCUAAAACUCAGUCUCACACACUGACUACCACAACACACGCAUAUCCGAACACAUGCUUCACAUACUUGAUCGUGAGUUUCGCACACAGACACACACACGCAUUCAGAUUUCCCACCACUAUACACACACUAACCCCCUAAACCCUCUCUGUCAUGUGACUGUUUCUGGGAGGACUCCCUACCAGCUAUGUUCCUUUGAGUGUAUGUGUGUGUGCUUGUGCGUGUGUGCGUGCACACUGAACCAAUACUGUUAUACCCAGUCCCACACUGUUUGAAUACCAAUCUUGAGUCUUUCCACUGCCACAUCUGAAUCCUAUCUCUCUUUCAAGGUGGCUGGUUUUGGCUCAGAAGUGGCAGGCGGGCUGGGUCUGCCGCCAAUCAGGCCUUCUGAUUGGUCCGUUUCAGCCACCGAAAACCAGCCGUCCUUGUUAGGAGGUUUCUGUGAAUGGGUUUGGAGCGGUGGUCCACACAGGGAUGUGAGGUUUCAGGUUUAUUCUUUAAAGGGGGCACAUGAGAUAGUUGAUUUUCCUGGUUGCUGCCACAUUAAAAUCCUUUAAUUUUUUUUUUUUUUUUCCCUUCACAUCCCAGUAGUUCCAGACCAAGUGCUGCUCCUUAGUGACCAUCUCUUUAAAGACUGUUGCUCUAGUCACACACACUGACACCAGGCCUGGCCAAAACAGGACUGAGACCCAUUUUCAGCAGAGUUGGAAUUUUACAAGUUCAGCUCUGGUUGCUAAGUUUUAAGUACUUGAAAAAGCGCAAGAGGUGUUUGGUUUGUUUCCAUUCCUAAGGCCAGUUCAAGUGUCUGAGAUAAAUCAAGCGCUGCGAGUGGUUCAAUAUUUGAAAGUACAUUCAAACACACACUAUGGCCAGGUCUUAUUAACAUUUGCUAAUACAGCCAGCCCAGCAGAUGAAGAGAGAGGGAACUUGGACUGAGGGGGAGUGAUGAGUUUCAGCUCUCUCGAAGACCCCUUCCCCGUCAAAGAACCUUGUUUUCCUCUCUAAUGCUGAGACAGCAAUAACCGAGGCAGCUUUUGAAUGUUCCAACAUUACUCUCCCAACACACACACACUCACUCAAUAUGAAUAACCACAAGUGUCGUAUGAAUAGAAAAACAAAACUAAAACUGUAAAUGAUGACAAAUAAGUACUGCAAUCAAUUUUGUCUCACUCUGUUCCUGUUGAUGCACUGGUGUUAAAGAGUUAAAAUAAUCAGGUACCUUUAUUACUUAGCUACUUUUCUUGAAAAAAAAUGGACUUUUUGUUACUUUUAGCCAGCAAGCUGAAGAGCAUUACCUCAAAAUUCUUAUCUAGCCUUGAAGUUUACAGACAUACCAUGUAAAUGUUUUUUUUUCCUCUUUUUUCGGUGUGUGUCUUUUUGUUUUGUUUUUUUGGAGACAUCAUGUAUGAUGAAUUGUAGCUAUGAUGCUUUUAAUAAAAGUGAAUCAUGAUAUUCGCCUAGGAAACCAAA
Molecule: messenger RNA, 10017 nt
Organism: Xiphias gladius (swordfish)
Lineage: Eukaryota; Metazoa; Chordata; Actinopteri; Istiophoriformes; Xiphiidae
Gene: chd7
Product: chromodomain helicase DNA binding protein 7
Exons: 38
Coding region: 1-7815 (2604 amino acids)
Molecular function (GO): ATP binding; ATP-dependent chromatin remodeler activity; protein binding
Source: RefSeq, a predicted model, not a curated record